This is a messenger RNA of Hyaena hyaena (striped hyena), 1816 nucleotides long. RefSeq names its product mitogen-activated protein kinase 15 (gene MAPK15). Gene Ontology annotation, molecular function: ATP binding; MAP kinase activity. The record is from RefSeq and is a predicted model, not a curated record. Gene Ontology annotation, cellular component: cytoplasm; nucleus. The transcript has 13 exons. Bases 44 to 1720 code for a protein of 558 amino acids. Gene Ontology annotation, biological process: protein phosphorylation; intracellular signal transduction. NCBI's taxonomy places the organism in Eukaryota, Metazoa, Chordata, Mammalia, Carnivora, Hyaenidae.
GUGCUGCGGGCGUCUGGAGGCCCCCGGGCGCCCACUCGCCGGCAUGUGCGCUGCAGACGUGGACCAUCACGUAGCCCAGCGAUACUUGCUCAAGCGGCGGCUGGGGAAGGGGGCCUACGGCAUUGUGUGGAAGGCAGUGGAUAGGAGGACCGGCGAGGUCGUGGCCAUCAAGAAAAUCUUCGAUGCCUUUAGGGAUAAGACGGACGCCCAGAGAACCUUCCGGGAGAUCAUGUUGCUCCAGGAACUUGGGGACCAUCCCAACAUCAUCCGCCUCCUGGAGGUGAUCCGGGCGGAGAACGACAGGGACAUUUACCUGGUGUUUGAGUCUAUGGACACUGACCUGAACGCCGUCAUCCGUAAGGGCAGGCUGCUGAAGGACAUCCACAAGCGCUUCAUCAUCUACCAGCUCCUGCGGGCCACCAAGUUCAUCCACUCGGGAGGCGUCAUCCAUCGGGACCAGAAGCCGUCCAACAUUCUCCUGGAUGCCAGCUGCUUGGUGAAGCUCUGUGACUUUGGUCUCGCCCGCUCCCUCGGCGGCAUCCCUGAGGGGCCUGAGGGCCCGGCCCUGACAGAUUACGUGGCCACACGCUGGUACCGGGCUCCAGAGGUGCUGCUGUCCUCGAGCUGGUACACCCCUGGGGUGGACAUGUGGAGUCUGGGCUGCGUCCUGGGGGAAAUGCUUCGGGGGAGGCCCCUGUUCCCGGGCACAUCCACACUGCACCAGCUGGAGCUGAUCCUGGACACCAUCCCGCCUCCAUCCAAGGAGGACCUCCUGGCUCUUGGCUCAAGCUACAGCGCCUCAGUCCUGCCCCGCCCGGGGCCCCGGCCACGGCAGACGCUGGACGCCCUCCUGCCGCCAGACACCCCCCCGGAGGCCCUGGAUCUCCUCAAGGGACUCCUGGUAUUUGCCCCGGACAAGCGGCUUAGCGCCGCGCAGGCGCUGCAGCACCCCUACGUGCAGAGGUUCCACUGCCCCGCCCGCGAGUGGACAAUGGAUUCGGCCGUGCGGAUCCCGGUGCUGGAAGGAGCUCAGCUCUCAGCCCCUGAGUACCGCAGCCGCGUCUAUCAGAUGAUCCUGGAGCGCAGGGGCAACAGCCACGCCCCGAGACAGAAGGGCCUGGGGGGCACGUGCCCGGAGGCGGAGCCCAGUGGACCCCCGCCCCAGGCGCACCUGCCGUCCCCCAGAGCCGCCCCCCAGCUGCCCCCCGGCUCUUCGUCGCAGAAGUCCGGCCGCAGACCUCCGAGCCACCUGGGUCACCAGUCCGCCCACGGUGAAGUCCAGCGUGAAGGGGGCGGCGCCCUCCCUGGCCUCGCAGGCUGCCGCCCUGGGGGCCGUCCAGGCCCUGAUCCGGAGCGACUGGAACCCGGGCCGUGGGGCGACGGCGGCCGGAACGCGACAGGUCCCUCGCGGGCUUCCGGCGGAUGCCCGGCCCGAGCCCCGGCCCGGCCGGCGGAUGUUCGGCGCCCCGGCCUGGCAGGGGGCCCAGGGCGCCGCGAGGGCCGCGCUGGGGGGCUAUUCUCAAGCUUACGGAACCAUCUGCCAUUCGGCGCUCGGCCGCCUGCCCCUGCUCCCCGGGCCCCGCGCGUGAGCCGCCCGCCAGCCUCCAGUCCGGCUCCUGUACUCAGCCCGCGCCCCUCGCCCAGCUCUGGAUUCGGCCCCCAGCGCCCCGUGCUCCCCACUCCCUUACCCGCUCCCGCUUGUGCCUGCACGCGUCCUUGAGUUCGAGGGACGUUGUCCAAGCGUUUCUGGGGGGGGGGGAGAGGUCCCCCCCCCCCCCCCCAGCCACUUCCUCCAAUAAAGUCUUGUUUGGCCACA